Molecule: messenger RNA, 3181 nt
Organism: Cygnus atratus (black swan)
Lineage: Eukaryota; Metazoa; Chordata; Aves; Anseriformes; Anatidae
Product: ovalbumin-like
Exons: 7
Coding region: 2021-3181 (386 amino acids)
Biological process (GO): negative regulation of endopeptidase activity
Molecular function (GO): serine-type endopeptidase inhibitor activity
Source: RefSeq, a predicted model, not a curated record
UCAUUAACAUCCAGGUACCUAGUUGUAACUGAGGCUUAAAGGAACAUGACAAGUAUUUCCCAGUCUUCUGUCCUACUCAACAGUCCUGAUGGAUUAGCAGAACUAGCAGGAAACACUUUGUUACACAGAAUAAGAAACUAAUAUUUGCUCUCCCUUCAACCCAGAAUGGACCCAUUGAAAGUAAAUCUGACCCAAUUCCAUAAAAUGAUUUUAUGGUGUCAAAGGUCAAACUUCUGAAGGGCACCAGCGGGUGGGUCCAAAUUCAGACUGUAUAAAUUCCCCAGGGUACAGCCAGUCUCUCAACAUACAGCUGGAAAGCUGUAUUACCUUUGGUGCUGAAGCUCAAACGGUAAGCGCUUCUCUAGGAAAAUUUACCUUCCCACUAUAUUUGCUCUUGCUUGUGCCUAAACUUAAAAAAAAUAAUUAUUAUUGUCUUAUGCUUGGUAUCUUUAAGGUCAGAAUAUUUGCAUGAUAUUCUCUACAAAAACUUCUCACCCGUGUGUAUGUAUUCUGCUCUGUUUUAUUAUGUGUAAAAACUAUGUGUUGGUUUUCAGGAGAUUUCUAAAACAGUUAUUCUUUGUGCUUAAAAUAUGUUUUUAUUUCAGAGCACCUUAUUGUAUUGUUCAGUAUCUUUUAAAUUUGAUUUUUUGCAGUUUGCUUGAUUGACUUCCAGUUCAACAGAAUGCACAGAGAGCAACACUGUGGCAUUCAGUGAUUUUUUAGGGUUAUUUUAGUGUGAAAUUUCUCUAACAGUUUAAUUCCUGCAAAAUACAGCUGCUGAACUCUACACAAGAUCAAAACGUGUAGGUGUAUAAACUUAUAUUCUUACAAUAAUCUAUAAAUGUUAAUUUGUUUACAGAAAAGAAUGUGAGAGAAAUAUGUGGACGUGUGUGUUUAUUCACAUGCAUGGUCACUAAAAACCUCGGUGGGGUUUAAUAUGACAAAGACAAACUUCAGGCUCCAGCAUUAAGCACCUAUAUAAGAGGCUGGAUUCUGGAAGACAAAUAACCUUAGCAAUUUCUAUAAAUUACAGGAAGAAAACUAGGUUCAUGCUGACCUCAAAAGCUGUGCUUUAUAUAAGCAUACUGGCUAUACAGGACUUGUACAGCCUGGCACUUUAUAGUAGUUAAAGACAGAAACAAAUAUAAAGAUUCUACUGCUUUACACAACUAUUCAUUUGACAGUGCUGUAUUAUAGUUGCUAAUUUAUCAUGUCUGCAUUCCUUUUCUGUCUGAAUGUCACUAACAAAAUUUAACUCCUCAGAAAGGUUAUAGUACAGGAUAUAUACAUAUAGCUUGCUUUUUUCAAGUAUGUCUGAAAGCACGAUAGGGUGGAAUUGAAUAUUCAUAUAUAUGAAUUAUGUGCAUCAGUCUCUCUUCUAGACUUAGACAAAUUAUAUUCCCUAUCUAUUCUUCCAUUACUAAAACAAGAGUAGAAAUGCAAGCCUUUAAAGAUCCACUGGCAGUAGGUGCAAUGGAACAAGUAGAUAUUUUUCUUCACUUAUUUAUUUUUAGAAUAUAAAAACAGUCAGCGAGCCUCUGCUUUCACAUUUAUCUGUCCAAACCUACUGAAAUUUGCACUUCGAAUUUCCAGCUUUGCAAGUCUAUCAAACAGGUCAUAUUUUCUUGUUUUGAUCAGAGGAAUUCUAUCUUUCACUGAAUGAAAAUAUGUACAAACAAUUGUUGUUUGACUGCUUUUAAAAGGUAAACAAACUAUAUAUGGAACUAAGACUUCUGAGAAAAUUUACUGCUAAAAAGGCAACUGAAUGCAAAUGCAAAAAGAAAUAGAUUUAUGAAUACAGUUUUGAACAUGCAGGAGAGGUAGGUAUGGCAAUAGGCAUGUUAACAAAGAAUGACUUUAAAACUAUUUGUUUUUUUAUUGAAUGGCCUAAAAACUACCGGUACUUCAAAAGGGGUGGCUCACUACAGAAAAUCCUGCAUCGCACUGUGUUUGUAUAGCAUUCCAUCAUUACAUUGUCACUGUGCUUCUGCUGUUUGCUCUAGACAACACGGAUUUCACAAUGGGCUCCAUCGGUGCAGCAAGCACGGAAUUUUGUUUUGAUGUCUUCAGGGAGCUGAAAGUCCAGCAUGUCAAUGAGAACAUCUUCUACUCCCCCUUGAGCAUCAUUUCAGCUCUGGCCAUGGUCUACCUAGGUGCAAGAGACAACACCAGGGCCCAGAUAGAUAAGGUUGUUCACUUCGAUAAAAUCCCAGGAUUUGGAGAGAGUAUGGAAUCUCAGUGUGGCACAUCUGUAAGUGUCCAUUCUUCACUUAGAGACAUACUCACCGAAAUCACCAAACCAAGCGACAAUUUUUCGCUCAGCUUUGCCAGUAGACUUUAUGCUGAAGAGACAUACACAAUCCUGCCGGAAUACUUGCAAUGUGUGAAGGAACUGUAUAAAGGAGGCUUGGAGUCUAUCAGCUUCCAAACAGCUGCAGAUCAAGCCAGAGAGCUCAUCAAUUCCUGGGUUGAAAGUCAAACAAAUGGAAUCAUCAAAAAUAUCCUUCAGCCAAGCUCUGUGGAUUCCCAGACUACAAUGGUCCUGGUUAAUGCCAUUUACUUCAAAGGAAUGUGGGAGAAAGCAUUUAAGGAUGAAGACACUCAAACCAUGCCUUUCAGAAUGACCGAGCAAGAAAGCAAACCUGUGCAGAUGAUGUACCAGGUUGGUUCAUUUAAAGUGGCCACGGUGACUUCUGAGAAAGUGAAGAUCCUGGAGCUUCCAUUUGCCAGUGGAAUGAUGAGCAUGUGCGUGCUGUUGCCUGAUGAAGUCUCUGGCCUGGAGCAGCUUGAGACUACAAUCAGCUUUGAAAAACUGACAGAAUGGACCAGUUCUACUAUGAUGGAAGAGAGGAGGAUGAAAGUGUACCUCCCCCGCAUGAAGAUGGAGGAGAAAUAUAACCUCACAUCUGUCUUCAUGGCCUUGGGUAUGACUGACCUGUUCAGCUCAUCAGCGAAUAUGUCUGGCAUCUCUUCAACAGUAAGCUUAAAGAUGUCUGAGGCUGUCCAUGCAGCAUGUGUGGAAAUCUUUGAAGCAGGCAGAGAUGUGGUAGGCUCAGCAGAAGCUGGGAUGGAUGUUACAAGCGUCUCCGAAGAAUUUAGGGCUGACCACCCAUUCCUCUUCUUCAUCAAGCACAACCCAACCAACAGCAUUCUCUUCUUUGGCAGAUGGAUUUCCCCUUAA